AUGUUGUCUUCAACAAGCACUGAUAACUCAAGCUCUGGCUUUGGUCCAAGCUUUUCACAAAGUGUUGUCGAGGGUGUCGACGGUUUUCUUUUACCAAGUUCCUUACCCGAUAACGAACCUCCCCAAGUUUUCUGUUCGCCCCCUAUAUUUGAGCUGGACAUUCCAGUUCCUCACUUCGCUUUGAGACGCAGAAAUGCCAUAGUGGAAGCUAGUACGAUAUUACUUCUGGAUGAUUGA
Racocetra persica is the source of this 237-nucleotide messenger RNA. NCBI's taxonomy places the organism in Eukaryota, Fungi, Glomeromycota, Glomeromycetes, Diversisporales, Gigasporaceae. The record is from the annotation of a GenBank genome assembly.